AGAGGUCAGGCCAGAUCAGAGAAGGCUUUGUAGCAGGCAUGGACCAUGAGUAGGAGGUAGCAGAAUGGCGUAGAAUUUGGAAAGUCACGGUGCCAGGAGGAAACUAUGACAGCUGAGAGGAGCUGUGCUCAACCAAGGCUCUGAAGUCGGGGAGCUGAGGAAGCGGGUUUCCUCAGAUGACAGCAGCAAGGCAGGCCUGCUGAUGGGAAUGGAAAGUGUGUUUUCAGGAAGUGGUGGGAGUUUGGGGGAAGGGAGGCUGGAGGUUUGAAUGAAAUGCAUUGGCUCUCUAACUAGGGCCUGUGGGGCAUGAGAGGAAGCUGACUUUGGCAACAGGAUGUAGGUUUGAUUAGAUUGGGGAGAGGCUAGUGGAGAGCAGUCAGGAAGCAGCCUGGUCAUGAGAUGUGCCAUGUUGGGAGUCAGAAGGAGGUGGAAACCGCAGCGGUGGAAGAUAAGAUCGGACAGGACGUGUGAGAAAGAACUAUCAGUGUAAAGGCAUCUCUGGAGUUCUGUCUUCAGGCCCACAGUCUGUUUAGCAUCUCACGAGCACCGUCUUGGAACAUAAGUGGAUUAUUGUCAUUAGAGGAGGAGGGUGCCCUACUCUAAGAUCAGGUAGCUGGUAUGAGGGGAAAUGCUUGUGUUCUUAAGCGUUGCAUCGAAUGAGGGUCCUGAUGAUUCCUCGUGAGGUCCUGGAAGGAGGAGAGCCCAUCAGGGUGUAAGGCAGAGUGACUGACUCAGUGCUGUCCAGUCUGAAGGACUUAGCAGGCUGGGAAGGGAGAGGAUGAGGAGAAGGUAGUUGAGGGCAGAGGGUGUGACAGUAGGCAGGGACUGAGAGACAUGGGUAAGUCUGUCCUCAGAAGAAAGGACUUAGAGGACUGACCGACCCAGCCCUGACUGGGCACCUUAUAUGGCACUGGCACAAGAAUCUUGUGAGGUGAGUGGGAUUGUCACUUGACAGGAAGCUCAGCAGGCACACAGCUGUCAUUUGGUAGAGCCAGGAUUCAGACUCAGGUCUGUUUGCUACUGCGUGAGUUUCACGGGUCCUAAGGCUCCCUCCUUCCUUCCUUCCUUUCUUAUUUUUUAUUUAUUUUUUUGAGACAGGGUUUCUCUGCAUAGCACUGGCUGUCCUGGAAUUCAUUAUGUAGACCAGGCUGGCCUCAAACUCAGAGACCCACCUUCUACUGCCUUCCAAGUUCUGGGAUUAAAGGCAUGCACACUACUACCUGGUUCCAGGCCCUAAGUUUUAUUUGAGGUAUUUUAAUUUAGCAGGGCUGGUGUGAGUUCGGGGAGAACCAGCCUUCUCUGAGCCAGUUUUCAGUGAAAAGGCUCUCACUGGGGGAAAUAGGGCUAUAUAAGCCUUGGGGAAGUGGGUAGGGAUGUCCCGGGUGAGUGUACAUCAUUGGCUGAAAUGCUUCAUCUGCAUGGAGAGGCAUUUCAGGGGCUAGCUGGACACGGCUUUAUGGGGAAAUAGGAAGUUUUGAUCUGAAACCUGGCCACCCAGGCUAUGUGACUACCUCAAGUGUGGCAGAGGUAGUGGUCUCAAGGAUGCUUGCGCCUGGGCAUGCAGGCUCAGAGGAGGGAGAGAGCCAGCCUCAAGAUGAGAUUUUUGGGGUUUGGACAUGUCUGAACCUCUUUCUUGAUCUGGGCUGGCUCCCCCAGUUGCAGGGCUCACCUGCCCCACAGUAAUCCUCCCAUCUGAAUCUCCUGAAUUCUGGGCUUAUGGAUAUGCUACUGAAUUCAGCUUAAUUUUAACCUUUGUACAAAGAAGAAGAAAGAAAAGAAACUUGCCCUAUAUUAGACUUCCCUUGCGUCUGAUGGCUAUGGCGAGUUUAUAAUGAACUUCAGGAUUUCCAAGAUAGCACAGAGGCUUGGGCUGAGGAGAAGUCUGUCUGGUGAUUGUUUACUGGGGGAAGUCAUGAUUGAUGCUGUUUCUCAGCGGGAGUCUGAGGUGAUUAGAGCCCUCACCAUCAGCUCUGCAGUGUCUCACUUUUUUCACUGGUCCUCUAAGAUGGGGGUUUCUCCCCGGAGGAGGAAUCAUGUUCUGACUUCUGCCUUUAAGAUUACCUCUGUUGGGAGUUGGAGAGAUGGCUCAGUGGUUAGGAGCACUGCCUGCUCUUCCAAAGGACCUGGGUUCAAUUCCCAGCACCCACAUGGCAGCUCACAACUGUCUGUAAUGCCAAUUCCAAGGGAUCUGACAUAUUCACACUAAUGCACAUUAAAUAAAUAAAAUAAAUAAAUAAGUAAAUAAAAAGAUUACCUCUGUUAAGCCAGGCGGUGGUAGCCCACACCAUUAAUCCCUGCAGUGGGGAGGCAGAAGCAGAGGCAGGCAGAUCUCUCUCAGUUGGAGACUAGCCUGGUUUACAAACCAGUGAGUUCCAGGACAGCCAAGACUACACAUAGAGACCCUGUCUCGAAAAAAACAUUAAAAAAAAAAAUGGUUAUCUCUGUUGGUCUUCAUUGGAUAACACACGUUGCCCUUCAUAGUGGCUCCCAGGAGUCAGGACACCUUCAUUCCUUCUCAAACAUUUGCUCGACCUGAUACCAGUCGGCCUCUGUUCUGUUUGUUAAGAUAAAGGUCUUAGGGUGUAUUGACCCAGGAAAGAGCAUUUCAAGGCCUGGUUAGUCACUGCUUAAUAUUUGACUAAGAGGUACCCCUGGGUGUUCUCCCUUGAAGAGUCUUGUAAUUCCAAUUAAAACCGCAUCUCUAUUAAUAAUUUACAUGUAAAGUUUACCUCUGUUUUGUCCAUGUUUCCUGGGUGUUCAUUCUCAGCCCCAAGUCAGGUGUUGGGAUUUCCUGACUGAAUUUCUGCAGUCGUCUCUAAACUAAACCUCUGUCUCGCCUCUGCCCCACUCAUCAAGUUCCUUCAUGUCCCCCAGAACAGGUUUCUUGUCUACCAAACCAAUUGACCUUCUACGGGGGUGGUCGCUUGCAGUCUCUUUCUUGUUGCACUUUUGUUAUUUGCUGGCUGUUUGUUUUGAGAUGAGGCCUCACUCUAUUGUGUCUAGUUCAGGCUGGUCUUGAGCUCACUGGGAAGCCCAGGCUGACCUUGAACUCAUCAUUCUCCUGCCUCAGUCUUCACUUUUUAUCAAUCUUUUAUGUUAUUGAUAUAAAUAUUCUUCUUUUUUCUUUUAGGAACUUCACAAAGUCUUAAAGGCUAGAGGCCUUAUCCUCUCCUCUCCAUGCUCUUUCUGGGUUUCCUCUCAUAGUGAGAACUCAGUGACUAUUGUUGGGAUGAAUAAAGAAAUGUUUGCACUUGCAGGUUGAGAGACCUCUGCUUAGUCCAUCAAGGGGACAAACAGAUGGCUAGCUCUUACUAGACUCUUACCUCUUACAUUCCGGAUACAAGGAACCUUACUUCUGCACCCCCAGCUCCCCUCAUUUUUUUUUUAACCCAGACAGGGUCUCCAUUGCCCAGGAUGGUCUCAGAUACUCUGUUGCUGUGGAUGACCUUGAACUUCUCUGAUCCUCAUGCCUUUACUUCCCUCCAGAUCUUAGGUGUGUGUCACUAUGCCCUUUAUACAGUGCUGUUAUUUGCUGGCUUUUUGUUUUGAGAUGAGGCCUCACUAUAUAUUGUCUCUACUCCAAGCCAGUCUUGAGCUCAUUGCAAAGGUCAAAAUGACCUUGGACUCAUCAUUCUCCUGCCUUGGUCCUUCCUAGGCAAGUACUCUGGGCUGUAUCUUUAGCCUCGAUCAGCAUCUGCCUUUAAAAACAAUUAAAGAUUCACUUUUAUUUUUAAUCAUGUAUAUAUGUGCUUCUGUGACCCCACACAUGGGAAUUCGGAUCCCUGCAGGAGCCAAAAGAGGAAGUCAGCUCUCCUGAGGCUGGAGUUUAGACAGUGGUGGGUGCAGGGAGCUGAAGUCCUCUGGAGGAACAUCAGUCUUCACUGAUAAGCUGUCUCUUCAGGCUCAUGUCUGCCUUUUCUUAAGAAAACCAGUUUUGUUGUUUGUUUAUUUUUGGUUUUCUGAGACAAGGUUUCUCUGUGUAGCCCAGGCUGGCCUAGAACUUAGAGGUUCGCCUGCCUCUACCUCUGGAGUACAGAGGUGUGUGUCACCACCACCCAAUUAAGCUUUGGUCUUAAAGAUGCAUUUUUAAUUUUCAAUUGUACGCAGGCACGUGUGCUUGUGCAGAGGUAUGUAGAUAUGAGUGCAGAUGCCCAUAGCGGCCAGAAGAGGGGUCAGCUGCCCUUGAGAAGUUACAGGUGGUUUGAGCCUCCUGACACCGGUGCUAGAACCUGACUCAGGUCUAUUGCUAGAGCCAUCUUUAACCGCUGAGCCAUCUUUCCAACCCCUAAGCUUUGAUUUUGUAGAACAAAAUGGAGUCAGGUAAAGCUAGGCAAAGCAUAGCCAAAGAUACCUCUGAAUCUUCAAAGGAAGAUUGGUGGGACAUCAUCCUAGACCUAGGGAAAUACUCAUGCCAAUGGGCAAGCCAUUCAGCUUAGCACCAUCAAAGACUCCUCUUAGCCUACAGUGUUUCCAUUCUCCAAGUUCCCUCAUUCAGAGACAGCAAACCCAGCAAGUAUGUAAUAUGUAUCAAUAACUGUAUUUUAAAGCAGCACAUUUCUGAAGUUGGAAGUGUUUUUCCCAUUUCUCAAAUUACAGAGCCCCAAUGAGAUGGUCCCUGUGUGGUCUAAGUAUAAACGUAUUGGGUAGCUUUUUCACUUGCUGUGGUCUAGACCAGCCAUAGUCAUGAGACAACAUUUACUUGAAUUGACAAAGUUGCAGUUGGAAAUCUGAGUUACAGAGAAUUCACUUUCGUGUUGAAGGACAGUGAAAACCUCUCAAGCUAAUGAGCUGGCUCUGGCUGUGGGUGACAGUGUCCCUUGAUGGAAAAUGAGAUUGGGAGGCUCAGCAACCAAAUCUCAGAAUAAAAGGCAGGAGACAGCUCCUCAGUUAAGAGUACUUACUGCUCUUACAGAGGACCCAGGUUCGAUUACCAGCAUUUACACGACAGCUUUCAACCAACUAUAACUCCAGUCCCAGGGGUUCUGGUGCCCUCUUUUGGCCUCUCUGGGAAACAGGCACGCACACGGUACACAUACACACAUGUAGGCACAUGGUCAUAAAAUAAAAAUCUUGGGACGACAUCACUGCUCCUGGGGGUUUGUAUGAGAUUGACCACAUUGUCCUUGUUUGAUAGCCAAGCUUUCAGUCCACACAGGCCUGUCAAAAGAGCACUUACACAAAGCAGUGGGCAACUUCUGUAACUGUUACAGAUUGUUGAGGUAAAAAAAAGAAUGCCUGUGCCCCUGCCCCCACCCACCCCGUGCUUUGGGAAAUGAGACUCGGGUUUUCCAGAAAAAUUCCGAGUUUAAAAUAUUUAUCUUUUGGGAGUUGGAAAGCUAGCUCAGUGGUUAAGAGCAUUGGCUGUUCUUCCCAGAGGACCUAGGUUCAAUUCCCAGCACCCACACGACAGCUCACAACUGUCUGUAAAGCCAGUUCCAGGGAUUCUGACACCUCACACAGACAUACAUGAUCUCGUACGUAUUCAUAAAUACAUACAAAACAUCAGUGCACAUGAAAUAAAAAUAAAGAUUUUUUUUAAGUGUCUUUUGGUUGGAGAGAUGGCUCAGUGGGUAAAAGCACUAAUUGCUCUAAGUUUGGUUCCCAGCACCCACCUCAGGUGGCUCACCACCACUUGUAACUCCAAUUUAAGGGAGCUGGCACACAUCUGAAAUCUUAGCUUUCAGGAGGUGGAGGAGGGUGGCUAUAAGUUAGAGACCAGCUUGAACUAUACAGGAAGUUGAGGUCCUUCGUGGGAGGAGCUCAGUGGUUGUCAGUUUGGGUGGCAUACCUGAAGCCCUGGGGGAAACCCAGCGCCUGACCCUCUCUCAGGACCCUAGCUCAUUCACAUUCCAAUAGUUGGCAGUUAAACUAUUCAUGUUUCUGUGUUUCAUGCUUGAGGUUAGAAGUCAUUUAUCGAAUUCAUGGCCCAGUUUAGGUUCCAAUAAUGCUUGGCGUAAGAUGGGGACAGUUUGUCUCUGCACUGUGCUACCUGCUGUUCCAGAGUUCAUCCAUCUGCUGUGAGAAGAUGGGACAGAGAAACUUGGAGGAGACCAGCAACUCCAGCGUAGUGGCCUCAUGAUGGUGGAAGGGCUGCUAAACCUCUCCUGACAGAUGUGUAGGCCUCAUGGACUUCCAUUACCCCACAGUGCUGAGAGAUAUCACAGGAAGGAAAAGGGAAUUAUUAGUCUAAAACUUGAAAAAUACUUGAUAAUGGUCACACACCUAUAAAUCCCCACUCUGGGAAGGCCAGGCAGUAGGAUCCUGGAAACCAGGGGCUGAGUAGGCUGCAUAGUGAGGGAGUGCAGUACUGGUUUCCUGGACCAGCAGGGUCAAACCUGUUAAAAAUGUAAAUCCCGCCAGGCAAGGUGGCACCUCCUCUAAUCUCAGCACUUAGGGAGGCAGAGGCAGGCAGACCUCUGUGAGUUCGAGGUUGGCCUGGUCUACAAAGUGAGUCCAGGACAGCCAAGGCUAUACAGAGAAAUCCUGUCUCGGAAAACAAAACAACAAGGAAAAAAAAAGAAAGAAAGAAAAGAGAGAAGAGAAAAAAAGAAAAAAAAAAUGUAAAUCCUACUCCAGAGCCAAUGAAUGAGAAGUGUUAAGGGUAGGUCCAGCCGUCUGGGGUCUCACAAGCCUGUUGGUGGUCUUGACUUAAGCUAACUACUGUGCCAGGUCUUCGGUUUUUAAACUUGGCAGAUGAUGAUGUCUCUCUGGAGUCCAUACCAAGGGUGCUUGAGACUGAACCCAGAGAUUUCUGUAUGCUAAACAUGUGCUCUGCUACUAGGUGGCACCCUAGUUCCCGGGAAAGAUUUCUGGAGGCUCCAUAGCUGGUUCUGUAGUGCAGCGAAAUCUAAACUCUGUGGCAAUGUAGCUUUUUAACUCCAGGGAUGGUCCAUGGAACAACGGCAUUAAUAUCAACAGGGAGCUUCGUAGAAAUGCGCAUUGUCAAUCUUACCCAACUCCACCGAAGCCAAAUACCAUUUAAUCAGAUCUCUCGUGGAUCCUAAUGCACCUUGAAGAAUAGAAGCCUAUCCUGUAUUAGAGGAGAGUAGUUUACAUUCAUACCCUUUCUUGUCCAGUAGAUGAGCCAAGACACAGCUUUGCUCUCCAACCAUCCUUACCAUCUUCUGAUGUCCAGUAGCAACAGCCAGAAGAUUUGAAGUUUGCUGUGUAGCUAAACUGUUCCCUCAACAAUUAUAAACACAUAUGUACAUAUUCUGUGUGUGUGUGUGUGUGUGUGUGUGUGUGUGUGUGCAGCACAUAUUCCAUGGUGCACAUAUGGAAAGCUUUCAGGAGCUGUUUCACUCCUUCUACCAUGUGUGUGGGUUCUGGACAAAAAAAAUCAGGUCAUCAGGCUUGGCAGCAAGUGCCUCUACCCACUGAGCAAUCUUACUGCCUUCAUUCCUCCUUUAAAAACAGUCAUAUGUCGCUUAGGUCUUUUUUUUUUUUUUUUAAAGAUUCAUUUAUUAUUCAUACAGUAUUUUGCCUGCAUAUGUGCAAGCAGGCCAGAAGAGGGCACCAGAUCUCAUUAUAGGUGGUUAUGAGUCACCAUGUGGUUGCUGGAAUUGAACUCAGGACCUUUGGAAGAACAGCCAGUGCUCUUAACCUCUGAGCCAUCUCUCCAGCCUGUCACUUAGGUUUUGAACUCACUGUGUCUGUAGGAUAACUUUGGAUUCCUGAUCCUUCGCCUCCUCCAUCUUGAGUGCUGGUUUUCCAGGCAUGAGCCACCAUGCCAGGUUGAUGGGGUGCUGGAGAUCAAACCCAGGGCUUUGCACACACUAGAUAGACACUCUACCCACUAUGCUACUUGGCCAGCUCACACUCAUUUUUGUUGGCAUGAAAGGGAGAGAACACUGCUGGAGAGGUGGCCUGUGUUAAAACUCCACUUCUUAGGAUUGGAAAGAUGGGUCAGCGGUUAAGAGGGCAUAUUGUUCGCUACUGAGUUUGGUUCAGCACCCAUACGGGGUGUCUCCCAAAUGUCUGUAACUCUGAUUCCAAGAGAAUCCUGUGCCUGCAGGCUCCGUGGACGCCUGCGUUCACAUGUCCAUUCCCACACAAUAUACAUAAUUAAAAAUUAUAACAAAACAUUCAGUUCUUAGCUUGAAACCAAAAGUACUUCAAAUUCACCUAAAUCUGUGAAAUAUAUACCAUAUAGAACACAUGCGCAUGAGAGAGGGAGAAAGAGAACUUUAGCUGCUUUACCAAUAAAGGCGCACAUAGGAUGUUUCGCUAAACAUUGUCUGAGAGUCUCUGAUUUAUCCUCAGAGAAAGUGUUUUCUCCCCAAGCAACACGCCCAGCUGGACUAGAAUUGCAACCUGCCCCCACCAGUCUGGACUCUGCUUCAUCCUUCUUGCUCCUUGUCUGGUGGUGUCUGGACAACCCCAGGAGAAGUGGAUGAAGGAAUCACAUUCCAGGACAGCGAGACCCUGUCUCAACAAAAACUAAACAAAAACCAACAACAAACAUGAACGUAGACUGAUCUAUCCUCUUUGUUUUUUAUUUUAUUUCAGUUUAGUUACUUUACAUCCCAAGGGUGCCCUCUCCUUUCCCCCCCAGAAAAGAGGAGCCUCCUCCACCAAAUGAUUAAUUAAUUAAUUAAUUAAUUAAUUAAUUAAUUAAUGUAUAUGAGUGCUCUCUAUCUGCAGGCCACAAGAGGGCAUCAGAUCACAUUAUAGAUGGUUGUGAGCCAUCUAUAAGGUGAGUUCCAGGCUAGUAUGAACUACAUGAGAUCUUGUCUUAGGGAAAAAAAAAAAGAAAAUGAAUUAAAAAAAAUUUUUUUUUGUUUGUUUUUGGAUUUUCAAGACAGGAUUUCUCUGUGUAGCUCUGGCUGUCCUGGACUCACUUUGUAGACCAUGCUGGCCUUGAACUCACAGAGAUCCACCUGCCUCUGCCUCCCGAGUGUUGGGAUUACAGGUGUGAGCCACCACUGCCCGGCUGAAUUAAAAUGUUUUAAAGUGGAACCUACUGUUGUAGUGUUUGCUACUCCAAGAUGCUAAGGUGAGAAUGUGCAUGGCUGUAACGGGACGCAGGGACCCUCGCUUCUGAGGGCGCAGGCUGGGAGUGUUGCGAAGACGCUGGUUUCUUGGUAGAGGAAACUCAGAAGAGCUCAGUGUGGAGAAGUACACAGUGUUUAAUUUAGUAAAUGUUACUUAUCUCUCCUUAGCUACUGAUUGCAAAAGAACAAUCUUAUCUAUUCAAAACCUUUAAAUGGGGGUUUGAGUUAUCCUUUGCAGUGAUUUUCCAGGUUUAAAUAUCUUUUGAGCCCAAGUGUUACAGAUGAAGCAACCACUGCAUCUGCCAUCUCACCUUCUUGGCCCAGCUGCAGCUCCAGAUUUUGAGAUUCAGAGUGAGAAUGGGGAGAACUUAAAUCAGGACAUGUUUGAGGAUGCAGAAUCGCACGAGAUGUUCUUGAAAAUACCCGGAGGUCAAGGUCCGCAAUCCGAUGGGGAGAGUGACUGUGAGAGAGACUGUGGCUCCGGGGCCGCCCAGGGAAGGGCCCCCGGCGAGGCCCACAGGGACAGGCCAUCCGGAGGAAGGGAGGCUGGCCAGCUGAUAGGCCUGCAGGGCACCUACCUGGGCGAGAAGCCUUACGAGUGUUCCCAGUGCGGGAAAACGUUCAGCCGGAAGUCCCACCUCAUCACACAUGCACGGACCCACACGGGAGAGAAGUACUACAAGUGCGCCGAGUGCGGGAAGAGCUUUAGCGACGGCUCCAACUUCAGCCGACACCAGACCACCCACACGGGAGAGAAGCCUUACAAGUGCAGGGACUGCGGGAAGAGCUUCAGCCGGAGCGCCAACCUCAUCACCCACCAGAGGAUCCAUACGGGCGAGAAGCCGUUCCAGUGCGCCGAGUGCGGCAAGAGCUUCAGCCGGAGCCCCAACCUCAUCGCGCACCAGCGCACGCACACGGGCGAGAAGCCCUACUCCUGCCCCGAGUGCGGCAAGAGCUUCGGCAACCGCUCCAGCCUCAACACGCACCGGGGCAUCCACACGGGCGAGAAGCCCUACGCCUGCCGGGAGUGCGGCGAGAGCUUCAGCUACAACUCCAACCUGAUCCGCCACCAGCGGAUCCACACGGGGGAGAAGCCGUACGCGUGCGCCGACUGCGGCCAGAGCUUCAGCCAGAGCUCGGCGCUCAUCACGCACCGGCGCACGCACACGGGCGAGAGGCCCUACCAGUGCGCCGAGUGCGGCAAGAGCUUCAGCCGCAGCUCCAACCUGGCCACGCACCGGCGCACGCACCUGCCGGAGAAGCCCUACCGCUGCGGCCUGUGCGGCAAGGGCUUCAGCCAGAGCUCCAGCCUCAUCGCGCACCAGGGCGUGCACACGGGCGAGAAGCCCUACGAGUGCCCAACGUGCGGCGAGAGCUUCAGCUGGAGCUCCAACCUGGCCAAGCACCAGCGCACGCACACUGGGGAGCGGCCCCACGAGUGCGGCCAGUGCGGCCGGCGCUUCGGCCAGCGCUCGCAGCUGGCGGCGCACCAGCGCACGCACACGGGCGAGAGGCCCCACCGCUGCCUCCUGUGCGGCAAGAGCUUCAGCCGGGGCUCCGUGCUGCUGAUGCACCAGCGGGCCCACCGCGGGGACAAGCCCUACCGCUGCCCCGAGUGCGGCAAGGGCUUCAGCUGGAACUCCGUCCUCAUCAUACACCAGCGCACCCACACCGGGGAGAAGCCCUACAAGUGCCCCGACUGCGGCAAGGGCUUCAGCAACAGCUCCAACUUCAUCACUCACCAGAGGACUCACCUCAGAGAGAAACUUAGCUGAGGGGGUGGCAGGGCCAGGGGAGGGCUCCCGCCAGGCCCCGUUGUUCCUUUAAAAGAAACGCCUGUCCUUAAUACGCUGUUUCUGCCGAACCGCACCCUGUCUGUCCUCCUUUCUAGGACACCGUUAUCUUAGUGGAGUCCUGUCAGUUGAGGAGUGGCGUAUAGGAGCGGAAGGUUGGAAGGCGGGUCUUCUCCUUCACGGUUCGCUGUUUGAUUGCCCUCCCCCAUGUUCCUGUGUUCUUCCUGUGUGAAGACAGUUUGGUCUGCAGUCUAGGCUGAGCCCUCAGACAAACACUGGACACCAUUUGUGUGGCUCUGAUUGUGUCGCUGUCACUUUGUGCCGAUGAGGUGCCUUUACCCCCAGCUGCUAGCGCUCCAGCCCCCACCCCCCACUCCGGCCUAGACUCUCGCUGGCUUUGGUGUCAGGUCAGGAAGCUAGAUCUCCAGUUCUGAACCAUCGAUGUGAAGGAAAGGCCUUUUCCAGUUCAGAGUGUUGAGAGCGCAGUCUGGGAAGUGUGGCCCGGAACUGGCGUCUCGGUGUGUUUCCUUGGUAAAAGGGACGGUGACUGCCAGGAAUGGCUUAGACUUGUGCAUGCAGUCCCGUGGGACGUGGCUGUGCGGGGAGCACUUGUGGGCACACGGUUUUGUGUUUGGACUUUGAUAUCUGUCCUCCACCUGUCCGGUAGCUUCUGCCCCAUUAAAACAGUCCUGUGUGCUGUAGGCGGUAUCUGCAUUUCUAAA
Messenger RNA from Meriones unguiculatus (Mongolian gerbil), 11508 nucleotides. RefSeq names its product zinc finger and SCAN domain containing 2 (gene Zscan2). Gene Ontology annotation, molecular function: DNA-binding transcription repressor activity, RNA polymerase II-specific; RNA polymerase II cis-regulatory region sequence-specific DNA binding. The transcript has 2 exons. Gene Ontology annotation, biological process: negative regulation of transcription by RNA polymerase II. Lineage: Eukaryota; Metazoa; Chordata; Mammalia; Rodentia; Muridae. The record is from RefSeq and is a predicted model, not a curated record. The coding region runs from base 9275 to 10768 and encodes 497 amino acids.